AUGUCGCAUAGACCCCUAGAUAUGCUCAAGCGGGACCAGCGUGCAGCGGACCGCGCCCCCCACCGCGCACGCAAGUUCCCCAACACCGACACCAUUGAUUCGCUGGAUAGCACUUCAUUCGGUGGUGCUUACCAUCAUGGGGGUCCCUAUGAUGCGACUCUGGCGUCACGCAACGGUAAUAAGAUGUACUCGCCCGUGGAGGCCGUCAAGGAGUCCAACAUUGAGGCCCUGAAAGCCACCCCACGAGAGUACAUCCAGGAUUCUCUAGAGAAGCAUGUCCCUCUACAAGGAACAGCAACAAUUCCGCCAGGCAUGUCGGAUAUGAGAGGUGACAAGAUGAACUAUGAAGAGGGCGCUGAUCUGAUGCGCGAGAGAGAUGCCCCAGGCGGUGCUUAUAAGCGCUAUGAUUUCAUUCCUUAUCGGGACGAUGACCUCAAGGGCAAGGGUGAGCCGUCCUUCACAAUCGAGAGAGAUGCCAAGGAGCAUAAGGCGAGACUUCGCAAGCACGGCGCUUCCAACAGCGUCGGCGAGUACGAGAUGCAACCAAAUGUCAACAGCUAUAAUAGAUCUAGCAACACGACAACACGCCAGCGGAGUGUCAGCGCUGCUGGAGGUGGCCAGCCAUCUCAAGGACUCCUGAGCCCCACAUCCGCAACUGGCAUGUCAAAUUCAAAUGAUAUUCGCCGGAGCAACACAACAGGCAAGAAGUUCAGCGAUGGUUUGAAGCGACGAUUCGGUAGCUUGCGUCGUAAGAAGAACGCAGACGAGGAUUGA
Molecule: messenger RNA, 774 nt
Organism: Phaeoacremonium minimum UCRPA7
Lineage: Eukaryota; Fungi; Ascomycota; Sordariomycetes; Togniniales; Togniniaceae
Product: putative protein kinase protein
Exons: 2
Coding region: 1-774 (257 amino acids)
Cellular component (GO): cytoplasm
Source: RefSeq, a predicted model, not a curated record